UGUGGUUUCGCUUUAUUUUUGCUUAAUUUUUUAAAUAAUAAUGGAAUUACAUUUUUUAAGUAUUGUAUACACUCCUGACAGAAGUAUGAGCCAACGUGUAAAAGCCCACUUGUGCAGUAAUAAUACCACUAUGGCAUACUGUGAAAUACUAUUGUCAGCAAAACAGAGGGCAGGUAUCCAUUGUUUUUUGCUGUGUUAGCCACAUGGCAGCAGGGAUGGAUGCCAGCCUGCUGAUUGCCAGGAUUUACUCAACAGCUAUUGGAUGGAUUUUUCCCAGACUUUAAGAGGAUGACGAGACACUAUUAUACAUUUAAUGAGAUCAAACUUUCAGUUUGUCCAAUACUAAUUACAGAGUCACUUCAAAACUAAAGACCUUCACAUCAGUCUCAGCUGGAGCUUGUGUUUACUGGUCUUUGUUUUCAAUGGUAAGGUCAUGUGAGUUUCCCAAGGUUUUGCUGCCUGUAAACCUUAAACUUCAUGUAGCGACUGGAUUUUCACAUUGAAAUCAAAUUUGGGAGAACAAGUAAACAAGUAAUAAAUUAUGUCAAUGAAGGUGAAAAAGGGUAAAAUAUAAAAUUUUAAUAGGGUUAAUACAGUCAAUAACUCUGAUUUUUGGAGGUACUUGCGUAAAAUAUACACCCAAUUUUUGUAUUAAUGGCAGCUCAAAUUACUACACAUAAUAUUAAAGACUCACAUCAUAGGGAAGAACCCACAUGUAAUUUAAUCCAAAGAAAGCUUCUGCUUUGUUACCACAACACAUGUACACAUGAUGUCUAAUAUCAGAUUAACUGAGUUUAUGCCACCUUCUCGUAUUUAGCAGCUCAAAAGCCACAUUUUUCAUCUAAUAAGAUUUAUCAACAUCAUAAAUCAAUAAUCAGUUGUUCCUUGUUGUUAAUGGGGUUGUGCUUCUGUAAAGUUACUCUACCAUGGCUAAGAAAUUCAUUAGUCUUGAGCCAGUAGUAAAGACAUCUCUACAUGUCUUAUCAGAAGGAGGGGGGAAAAGAACAGAACAGUAUCAGUGAAAUCCGCCUAAUCAAAUUAGUGUGGAAAUCCUCUGUUGUUCGGUCCCUAGCCUGUAGGAUGACUUGGCCCUCUGAGGACUCGACUAGUUAGAUGACACACUUCCCUGUUGGCCCCUCCCUGUGGAGUUGGGGCCAUCAGUGUUGCAGUGUGUGAAGAAUAAUCACAGAAGCAGAGUAGGAAGGAACAGAGUUAAAUUUAGUCUGCAGACAGGGACAUUAGCAGCAAAAAACCAGAAACAAAAAACAAGACAUCCUUAGAAAACACAAUAAGGAUGUUCUUAUAUUGUUACACUCUGCAAUGCAGCCAAGCUUCACCUAAAAGACGUUGGUGGUAAAGCUGCUCUUUGGAGAAUUUAACAGUUGGUAAGUUAGUGAGCGUGCAGCACAGGUGCAUGCUCCCCUGUCUAAACGUUAUUAACAAAAAGCUCUCUGUGUUCUAACAUCAUUAAAAGGCACUCUGACAUAACACCUUUCCUCUGCGCCCACCACCAUAUUUAUUCCGCUUUUAUGUCUGUGUGUGUUUGUGAGCAUUCCCAGUGAAGACAGGGAUCGUUGUUAGAGUGAGAAAAUUCACAUUCAUGUCUUUAUCAGACUCUAGCGCCGUCCUGCUAAUCAGCCAGGGGUCAGCUGAUUCGUACACCAGUAGACCAUCUGAUUCAGACCUGUCAGCAGAGGAGGACCGCGAGGCGUAUCGGCGUGAAGCCGAGCGCCAGGCACAACAGCAGCUCGACAGAGCUAAGUCCAAACCUGUAGCGUUUGCAGUAAAGACAAAUGUGAGUUACUGUGGAGCUCUGGAUGAGGACUGUCCAGUCCAAGGAGCUGCAGUCAAUUUCGAUGCCAAAGACUUCCUGCACAUCAAAGAAAAGUACAAUAAUGACUGGUGGAUCGGCCGGCUAGUAAAAGAAGGAGCAGACAUCACCUUCAUCCCCAGCCCUCUACGACUGGAGGCAAUGCGACUGAAACAGGAGCAGAAACAGAGGAAAACAGGAGGUAACUCCUCAAGUUUAGGAGACAUGGUGACAGGGAGCUGGAGGACGACGCCGCCAUCUGCAGGUGAAUCUAAACAGAAGCAAAAACAGGAACAUGUCCCUCCCUAUGAUGUGGUGCCCUCUAUGAGGCCGGUGGUUCUCGUGGGACCAUCGCUGAAGGGCUAUGAGGUGACAGAUAUGAUGCAGAAAGCUCUCUUUGACUUCCUGAAACACAGAUUUGAGGGAAGAAUUUCAAUCACCCGUGUAACUGCCGACCUGUCCUUAGCCAAGAGAUCUGUCCUUAACAAAAGACCCAUAAUGGAGAGAUCCAACACUCGCUCGAGCUUAGCUGAGGUUCAGAGUGAGAUUGAAAGGAUAUUUGAACUCGCCAAAACCCUGCAACUGGUUGUUCUGGACGCAGACACCAUCAACCAUCCCGCACAGCUCGCCAAAACCUCCCUUGCACCCAUCAUUGUCUAUGUUAAAGUUUCCUCACCAAAGGUGCUCCAGAGGCUGAUCAAAUCCAGGGGGAAGUCUCAGAGCAAGCACCUGAAUGUUCAGAUGAUGGCUGCAGACAAACUCUCUCAGUGCCCCCCUGAUAUGUUUGAUGUCAUUUUGGAUGAGAACCAGUUGGAAGAUGCUUGUGAGCAUUUGGCUGAAUACUUGGAGGUUUACUGGCGUGCCACUCACCUCCCAGGAAACACCCCUCUUAAUCCACUAUUGGAGCAGAGCCUCAUGACCCCGCCUUCUGCCAUCUCUAGCCUACAGAACAAGAACCAGCCGCAGCCUUGUGAGACAGCAGGCUUGGAGGGUGAUGAGGAAGAGGAGGCCGGCGAGGAGGCCCACUCCCCCCUGGAGCAGGACAGUCUUAUGCCAUCUGACGAAGCCAGCGACUCGCUUUCUCGUGGCCGGAGGGGGAGCCCCUGUCACAGGGGGGGCGAGGAGGAUGAAGAGGAGGAAGAGGAAGAAGAGGAGGAGGAAGAUGAGGAGGAUGAAUACGCCUCUCCCUGCCACGCUCGCACAUAUAGGGACAUGUACCCCUCUCACCGCGGCCAUACGGGCGGUGCCCACAGCGCCAACGGGCACGAGUCACAAGACAGGCUGCUCCAGCGCGAAGCUCAGCAAGGUCACAACCAGAGGAACCGCCAGCGCAGCCGCCCCUGGCCCCGAGACACCUACUGAGACAAGGGGCCCCUUCCAGCCUCCAGCUCCCCCCCAAGCCCUCCACCCACCGCACAGGCCCAAACUAGCAACAUAGAGAUGAAAUUUGUUCCCAGAUUCGCCAAACUUUAGUGCCAAUUGGAAACAAACACAAACAGAUGCCCAGUUUAUCGACCAAUCACAAUCUUCCAGGGGGCCUACUCACCUCUGAAAGGGAAAAGUUUCAGGCUACCAGCUGUACGCAAACUCAAACUUUAGCUGCUUUGCCUAAGGUUUCUCUAUUGUAGGAUGUCUCAUAUACUGGCCUUAAAAUUCCUAAGACUUUUAACGAUCUUUACUAUUGCAUGUAUAAUUUUAAGACUAUUUGCACAUUAACGUCAGAACAGGAAGUGAAUGACCUUUAUGGAUAAACUAACGUAGGAAUGUCUACCGCUGAAUCAGUUAUGGGAAAUAGUAAUGCAUUUGAUUCCAAUGUAUAUACUGAAUGGGCACUGCUACUUUAUUUGUUUGAUUUUGUUUAUAUGGACUUGUUUGUUGCCAUCCAUGUGUUCGGUGAACGGAGAUUUUUGGAGAGACAUUGUACAGUCUCUAAACAGUUAAAACGUCAUCGAUAUGAAGCUGCAGUACAGCGUCAGCGUCACCUACAGUGCAGUACGUUCUGGGCAUCGCUCGUCUUUGCUGUUGCACAAUCACUCUCUUAAGAAAAAAAAAUCUUUGAAUGGGCACAGAGAAUGUAAACACAACCAUGAAAGGGAAUGUUUUAAAUCUUUUAAAGGAUGAAUUCCUUGCCAAAAAAACAAACAAAAACAAAAAAAAACACACGCUUGUUUACAUCCACUCAUACACAUAUUUCAAGCACAUGCUGCACAGCUGCAGCUCCUCUUCAAAUCCAGGCUUCAGAGAAUGUAAGCUUGCAUGCCUUUUGCACCUCCAGCACCACUUGGUCGCACAACCUAACGCCCCGUAAAUUCGAUUGUAGCACGUUAUUGAUUGUAGCAUCCACAGUUUCUAAACUGAUCUCACUCCCCUUACAUCCACCUCACUCUCCUCGGAUAUUUUUUGUGUGUCGAACAUUGUUUGCGUACUGCAGUUUUACAGCUGGUUUUUACAAAGGCGGAUCCUCAGGUGUAUGUCCUACAACACUCAUCGCGCUCAGCUCCAUGUAACGACCGUGUCGUGCUCCCCGAGGACUUGUAGCACUCGUGACACGUCAUUCUGUUCCUGCGCCAUUUCUAGUCCGUGAGCCGACGACGAGGUGGACGCGAUGCUGAUAAGCGGCGGCCCAACUCUGUUCCUUACACAGGGUGGAUUGUUGUCACGGCCGGCUGAUAGGAAACCCUGGUUUACUGCUUCCAUGUGUCACAGGUAUCUCUAUCUAGUGUUCUGUAUAUUUUAAAGAGAAAAAAAAAUCAGCAUGAUUGAAAAAAAUAUUAAGAAAAAAAUCUAUGCAAGUGUUGCAUGAAAUCUGAUUGUUUCUUUUGAAGUAUUUUAGUAAUGCAUCGAUUCUGACUCUCCUCGUCGUCUUGUAGUGAUAGUCUUGUCUUUGGGGCUACUCACUCCUCGCACCACCAACAACACGAUUACUAAAAAGAUCUGUUUAUUUCUUCACACACCUUUAACACUGAGGACAUUCUUCCACGGUAAAGUCACUCACUGGGGGGAAAAAACAAAACAAAAACAAAAAAACCCGUCCCAGAUCAGGCCUUUGAUUUUGUUAAUUUGUGAUCUAAUGAGUGGAUUAUCUAAGCCCUGCAUGUCUUAGUUCAACAAUUAGCUCCUUUCGUUAUAUUUUGGCAGAGUAUGUUUUUCAACGCGGACCAAUUUAGCAACUGAUAAAACAGUUGAAGGUUUUUCGAUUUAUGAAGCACAAUUUUUACAAGAGUUAUACUUCAGUUUCCUCUGUCUUAUUCUGUAUGCAAUACAAAGCCUAACAUUGAAAAACUUUAAACGCCUUAGACCAUCUGGACUUCCUCUUUUGUGUGAGUAGAGAAAAAAAAAUUGCACUACUUUUUUUUUGGGAUGGUUGCUUUGUAAUGCAAUAACUGCACUAAAUAUAACCAUAUAUCCACCAGACUACCACAGCGUGCUAGCGUGACCUGACGCGCCUCUUCCCUCUAUUUAUCAAAAGAGAAAGCAAAUGAAAAAGUGAGACAUUUCCUGCCUGAUGCUGUAUAGAAUGCUUUCUAUUUGAAAAUAGAUUUACAAUGUUAAGUAAAAUAUGAAUUAAACUAAAUAAACAUGACAUUUUAUGUACUUUUAA
Molecule: messenger RNA, 5411 nt
Organism: Haplochromis burtoni (Burton's mouthbrooder)
Lineage: Eukaryota; Metazoa; Chordata; Actinopteri; Cichliformes; Cichlidae
Gene: cacnb3a
Product: calcium channel, voltage-dependent, beta 3a
Exons: 13
Coding region: 1601-3172 (523 amino acids)
Biological process (GO): regulation of voltage-gated calcium channel activity; chemical synaptic transmission; calcium ion transmembrane transport
Cellular component (GO): voltage-gated calcium channel complex
Molecular function (GO): high voltage-gated calcium channel activity; protein binding
Source: RefSeq, a predicted model, not a curated record